Messenger RNA from Cuscuta epithymum, 2092 nucleotides. NCBI's taxonomy places the organism in Eukaryota, Viridiplantae, Streptophyta, Magnoliopsida, Solanales, Convolvulaceae. The record is from the annotation of a GenBank genome assembly.
GGAGACGGAACUUAUUUUCCAAAACUUCACUUUUUGGAAUAGAAUAGAAUGUAAUAAACAUAAUUGUCAAAGACGUGUCCAAAACUUGGCUGGCACGAUCCAGAAUUCACAAGUCCAGUCGAACUUUCUAGACGAUCUUACAGAAUUCAUUCCCGGCUACAUAUAAAAAGGUCUCAUAAAAUAUUGCCCCCGGUGAAUUUACAGGAUCUUUUGAUUAAAGUCAAAGGCAAAUAAUAUCUUCAGGUAAGCUGAAACGUUACAAUUUCUGAUGCAGUUUCCGCAAUUACUGAUAGGGUUUGAUAGCAAUGGGAAAUUUUAUCUGCUAGUUUUAGGCCGUAUAUACUCUCUUAUUGUUGGAUGUAUCUGGAUGCUGUUAUGUCAGAUCGGUUUUCACAUGUGUAGAAGUAAACCGCCCGUAUCUUAAAUUUGAGUGUUUACAUUCUUUGAAAAGCGUCCAAUUUGCUCCGCUGUAUAUUUUGAAGUAUGUGUGUGUUGUAACCAGUAGGAUACAGAAAAUUUAAACUAUUUAUUAUUUGUGGCGUCGAUAUUGUGGGAUGUGUUGAUUGAGGAGAAUGGUGAGAAUUUCGGAAUAAAUGAUGGGUAUAUUAGUUAUAUAGUUCACGAUGGAGAAUCUCUAUCAAUAGGUUUAGUACUUGGUAGUUAUGUUAUUUUUAGCCAUAUGAUUCUAGUCUGGGCUCUGGAGCAGAGGUCUUGAGAUUGGAGAAACCAUCCUGAAGUCAUAUCAUGAAUUUUGAAGACUUCCAGAUCGAAGACUUCUUGCUUGGCUGCUCCAUAUUCAUCUAAAGCCCUAUCAGUCAACUUGCAGUAUUUUUUGCACUACUGAAAUACGAAGAUCUAUUGAAGCGAUUAAGAUGGCAGAGGAAGGACAAAAGGUCCUAUUAAAUGUAUAUGACUUAAGCCAAGGACUAGCUCGCCAGAUGUCUGCUGCAUUCUUAGGAAAAACAAUCGAAGGCAUAUGGCACACUGGCGUAGUUGUUUAUGGUAAUGAGUAUUAUUUCGGAGGUGGGAUCCAACAAGCUCCUGUGGGUAGUACACCAUAUGGAACUCCAUUGAAAGUUGUAGACCUUGGAUCGACGCAUCUUCCGAAGGACGUUUUUGAAACAUAUUUGCAGGAGAUUAGCCCCCGCUACACUGCAGAAACCUACAGUUUGCUGACCCAUAACUGCAAUAAUUUCAGCAAUGAGGUUGUUCAGUUUUUAGUAGGCGCAACCAUUCCAGAAUAUAUCUUAAACCUUCCCAAUGAUGUCAUGAGCAGCCCGAUGGGUGCUCUCAUGUUGCCAAUGAUCCAACAGAUGGAAUCCACAUUAAGAGCAGGUGCGGUUCCACAAGCACCCAUGUUUAAACCAUCAGCAGUUGCCGCUAGUGUCACCACCCCUUCUCAGCCAGAAAAUGCUAGAAGCAAAAAGACUCUACCCGAAGACACAAAAAUGCAGGGUGUUGAUUCUGGGGUGCAAAAUGCUAAGAGAGAAGGUGCAGUGUCUCAUGCAGCAUCUGCCAGUGUUGCCGUGGAUCCACUUGGAGAUGCUAGGAGCAAGAUACAAGAUGAGAUUGCAAAAGAAUUUGCUGCAAUUAUGGCAACUGGGACGCUGCGUGCUAGUGAGGCUGCGGCUUUGGCAACUAAAAAAGUGAUGCAAAAAUAUGGACACACCAAUGCUGCACCCAGCUAAGAUACAAAAUUUAUUGAAAUUACUUUAAAUAGGACAAAAAACGUUCCUAUAUUUCAAAAUAGGACUAAUGUAUUUUUUUCCAAAAUAGGACUAAUUACUGCAUGUUUUGGUAGUACCAAACUUUAAACAUGGUGGUCUUUUCCAAACUUGUCGGUAAUUACUCCUAUUUUGGGAUUAUAAACAUGACAGUCCUAUUUUGGAACAAUCAAAACUUUUUUACUCCUAUUUCAAGAAUUUCCCCAAAACUUAUCAUUAUUUUAGUGUGUAUUUCACAACUAUAACUAUAUUGCUGAUGGAUAUUCAAAUUGAUGGAUAUUCAAUUGGGUAUGUUAUUUGAAGGCAAUCACUUCAACACUAUUACCCCUCUUUAAAAAAUGUUGAAGUUCUCUUUUGUCGUUUAUUUU